Molecule: messenger RNA, 1008 nt
Organism: Physella acuta
Lineage: Eukaryota; Metazoa; Mollusca; Gastropoda; Physidae
Product: protein CMSS1
Cellular component (GO): 90S preribosome; nucleus
Source: RefSeq, a predicted model, not a curated record
ACUAAUUAUUUUUAUAAACAACAUGGCUGACAAUCUAGACGAUGAGUGGUGGGUUGACGAAAAUAACCAUGAUAAAUCUGUCUCAGAAAGUGAAGGUAAAGAAAAAGUAAAGAUCAGUAAAAGUAAAAAAGAAGGAAAAGUCAGUUUAGAUAGUGAGAAGAAAAAGAAAGGAGCUAAAAGGACUGCAGAAGUUGGUGAUGGCAAGGAACCAGUGAAGAAAAAAAAGAAAGUAUCUAAAAAUGAAAAGAAAAAAGAACGUAAAAGAAUCACAGACGAGUCCCCAGAGACGCUAACAAGACCUGGCAUGCCAGAAGAUGUCAGAGCUCUGAUGACAAAAGUUCUAAAAGACAAGGUCAAGGAUGGGCUGCUGGAAGAUUGUUUGCUAGAUUCAGAAAAUGACUUCUACCCCUGCAACACAGAAGCUCUGGCACCCAAGGAUUACCUGGCAUCAAUCCUAACCAAGUGGAAACAGGCCAUCAAGAAAAGUUUCUUCAUGAAGAAAACUGGUAGUCCCUGUCUGCUUAUAGUGACUAGCUCAGCUAUACGGGCAGUAGAACUCAACAGGCAAAUAAAAGAUUUCUUAGACAGCAGGUGUAAAGUUGCCAAACUUUUUGCCAAACAUUUAAAGGUAGAAGAGCAAGUCAAGUUUUUAUCAAAGACAAAUUGUCAGGUUGGCAUUGGAACACCUGGCAGACUGCUGCUAUUAAUUAGACAAGGUGCCCUACAACUAGAAAGUUUAGUGGCUGUUGUGUUAGACUGGAACUGGAGGGACAGCAAGUUGAAGCGGAUGUCGGAUAUUCCAGAGGUGCGGACAGACCUGGUGACUCUACUCAAAGAUUAUGUCAUUGAAACAGUGCAGGCCUCGCCAUGCAAGUUGGCUUUGUUGUGAUGUCUGUCUGUGUGUGAUGUCUGUCUGUGUGUUUGUGAUGUCUGUCUGGUGGUUGCUGGUUGUUUGACGUGGGAUGGUGUAAAUGGAGCAAAUGUACAAUUUGUAGUGUAAUUUUAAUA